AAAUGUCAUAGUCGUCAACAAAAUAAUGACACACAUCAUCAAUCAAACUUCUCAAUUUUCUCAAGUUUUUCGUAAAAUUCUCUAUUUUCUUCUAGAAGAAAUUUAAAAUACAUCAUCGCGAUAUUUGCCUGAUUACAAUAUCUUUGUGUUGUUAUUUGUUACCCAAACAGAUGUGUUAGUGUACAGUGUCCCAAUACUUCAGCUUUCAGGAAACAGUUAAGCCUUGUUUUUACAUCCCACGCGUUUUAGAAACCUAUGGAUGCAUUGUUUGAAGAAGAGAUGGAACCAAAUUUUUCGCUCAAUCCAUUCACUAUAAUGCUUCAGUUCCUGGCGUCGUAUGGCUGGUUCAUGCUGGGCUCGGCCGCGGCCAUGUUCUACUUCCUGCGGCUGAUCCGGCCGCGCAUGAAGCAGUGGCAGGAGGCGCGAGACGAGGCUGCUUUUAAAAAGAAUCCGGACAUAGCCCUGGCGCGGUUGGAGGCGAUCCAGCGCGCGCGAGAGAGACAGCAACAGUUGCUGGAGGAAGCCUCACAGAGAGCGCUCGAGGAGCAGAAACUGCGUGAGGAGAGGAAACGGGCUGAGCUGGCGGAACGGCUUGAGAAGUAUGGCACCGCUGCCGGCAGGAGACUGGGCACUCCCGGAGACUCAGAUUACCUCCCACUGAGCGGCGGGUCGUCGGGCUCCACGUAUCGCCCCCCCAAAAGGUCCAAAUGUGGUGGGGGCGGCUGCGGACGAUAGAUUAUUAUAUAUUUUAAAAUGUAAUACUGUUUUUAUUCACAAAACAAAGACUUAAUGGCCGAUAUAAAAAAAUCUA
This is a messenger RNA of Plodia interpunctella (Indianmeal moth), 811 nucleotides long. RefSeq lists its product as uncharacterized. Gene Ontology annotation, cellular component: Derlin-1-VIMP complex; Derlin-1 retrotranslocation complex; endoplasmic reticulum membrane. Bases 256 to 735 code for a protein of 159 amino acids. The record is from RefSeq and is a predicted model, not a curated record. The transcript is spliced from 5 exons. NCBI's taxonomy places the organism in Eukaryota, Metazoa, Arthropoda, Insecta, Lepidoptera, Pyralidae. Gene Ontology annotation, biological process: retrograde protein transport, ER to cytosol; endoplasmic reticulum unfolded protein response.